AAUUUUCGAAAAACAUCCAAAUUAAUCUGUGAAAACUUCCGAUGUUUUGACCUAAAUUAUAUAUUUAUCGAACGCCUGUGCUAAUUACUGUGAUAUAUCGAUAAGAUUUUUAUCCCAACUUACUUGUGAAACUCGUAAGGUUCGCCCAAGAUGGGUAAGAUUAUGAAACCGGGAAAGGUCGUACUGGUCCUCAGCGGCCGGUACGCGGGCCGCAAGGCUAUCGUCGUCAAGAAUUACGACGAGGGCACCUCGGACAAGCCCUACGGACACGCUUUCGUUGCCGGCAUCGAUCGGUAUCCACGCAAAGUCCACAAGAGGAUGGGCAAAAACAAAAUCCACAAGCGCUCCAAAGUCAAGCCAUUCGUCAAGGUUGUAAACUACAACCACCUCAUGCCAACCCGUUACUCAGUUGACUUCAGCUUCGAGAAGUUCAGUGCAAAGGACCUCAAAGACCCCGCGAAACGCAAGAAGCUCCGUUUCAACACGAGAGUGCGAUUCGAGGAGAGAUACAAGAGCGGCAAGAACAAGUGGUUCUUCCAGAAGCUUAGGUUCUAAGACGUAUUUUAAAAUAUAAACAAAAGCCCACAAAA
Aricia agestis (brown argus) is the source of this 590-nucleotide messenger RNA. It is a transcript of the gene RpL27, whose product is annotated as 60S ribosomal protein L27. Bases 151 to 555 code for a protein of 134 amino acids. The record is from RefSeq and is a predicted model, not a curated record. Lineage: Eukaryota; Metazoa; Arthropoda; Insecta; Lepidoptera; Lycaenidae. Gene Ontology annotation, molecular function: structural constituent of ribosome. Gene Ontology annotation, biological process: translation. Gene Ontology annotation, cellular component: ribosome; cytosolic large ribosomal subunit. The transcript is spliced from 3 exons.